GUAGUUCCGGCGCGUUUAUGGUCGCGUUGAGCCUGAGUCCUGCGGGCUGUUACUGAAUGUAGUGAAGCUCGUUUGUUUUGGAUUUGUAAGAAACUCGCGGACGGGAUUAUAACAGGCUCUAGAAGGUUCCUGAGCUGUCCCCUGGUUCUAAGAUUGCGACCAACAUUGGCUCUUCCUAUCUUUGUCUAAUGUACCUCACCUAAAUUAGUUGAUAUUAAGUAGCUCCAAAAGCAGACUUGAGUCAUCUGUGAAAAAUUGAAAAAAUCACAUUUUAAAAAGUUGCCCUUGGAUUCUCUGCCCCACCUCAGUCAAUUAUUAUGCUGUAAAAGUAGGGACUUCUUGAACAUCUCUCUCACUGGUGCUGAUCCCACUUCAUAAUGACUUCCUGUUACAUUGGUAUUCGAAGUUUUACUGAGCUUUGGAAGAGUAGCGCAUACCUUAGGAUAGGUACAAGACAAUCCUACUCUUCUCUCUUUCUCAAAAGCUAUUAUGGCUUCAGGAACCAACACAAGUGGUUUUCUCUUAAAGCACCCUCUCCACAAAAUACCAAAGCAAUGAAUCUGCUGAUGGCCAAGACCAAAUAUCUCAGGAAAGAAGAUGAGAGCAAUGACAUGCAAGUUUCUUCUGAUUUGCCUCAUCUUUUUGCAGCUGGAGCAGCUAAAAAGAGAUCACAGAUGAAUCCUCAGAAUAAAGAUAAUGCCUUGCCACUUAUGAGAGACACUAUUCAGCUCCCCACAAAACCUUUGAAUUCUGAGGAAUGGGAAAAACUUAAGGAAGAUUUCAAAGGAAAAGCUAAUUUUGAAAAUUGGAUCAUUUCACAAAUGAUUCGCUGUCACAGUUCUUUAGACGUCGCCAAAUCUCUGCUGGCCUGGGUAGCUUCAAAAAAAGAUGGUAUUGUUGGAUAUGACAUACUGGUCAAGUAUUUGUACCUCUGUGUCUUUCAUAAACAGACUUCGGAAGUUAUUGAUGUCUAUGAAAUCAUGAAAACAAGAUACAAGUGUGUAGAGUCUGGAGGGAAUACUCUUCUCAUCCGGGGACUAAUGCAUUCAGACAGAUGGAGAGAGGCCUUGCUGCUGUUAGAGGACAUGAAAAAAGUUAUGAUCCCUUCGAAAACCAACUAUAAUGACUGUAUUCAGGGAGCCCUCCUUCAUAAAGAUAUAAAUUUAGCUUGGAAUUUGUAUCAGGAAUUGUUAGGUCAUGGUCUUAAUCCUAUGCUGGAAACCUUAAAAGCCUUCUUUGAUUUUGGAAAAGAUAUAAAAGAUGAUCAGUAUUCAAAAAACCUACUCAACAUUCUUUUCUAUCUAAGAAAUAAUCAGCUAUAUCCUGGGGAGUCAUUUGCACAUAGUAUAAAAACAUGGUUUGAGAGUAUUCCUGGAAAAAAAUGGAAAGGACAAUUUACCACAAUCCAGAAAAGUGGUCAAUGUUUGGGCUGUGGAAAAACUAUAGAGUCUAUUCACCUGAGUCCAGAAGAGUAUGCCUUUCUCAAGGGAAAAAUCUUGAGUGAUGUGAUAGAUGGAGGUGACCAAUACAAAAAGACUACACCUCAGGAACUUAAGAGAUUUAAGAACUUUGUAAACUACUGUCCUCCUUUUGAUAUUGUCAUUGAUGGGCUCAAUGUUGCCAAAAUGAUUCCUAAAGUCCGUGAAUCUCAAGUUCUCUUGAAUGUAGUCUCUCAACUAGCCAAGAAGAAUCUGCGACUCCUGGUCCUGGGUCGGAAACACAUGCUACAGCAGAGUUUCCGGUGGAGAAAGGAUGAAAUGGAAAAGGUACAGAAGCAAGCCAGCUGUUUCUUUGCGGACAACAUCUCGGAGGAUGAUCCUUUUCUUCUGUAUGCCACACUGCACUCCGGGAACCACUGCAAGUUUGUCACAAAGGAUCUGAUGCGGGACCACAAGGCCUGUCUGCCUGAUUCCAGGACUCAACGCCUGUUCUUUAAGUGGCAGCAGGGACAUCAGCUGGCAAUUUUUAAUGUAUUUCCAGGAUCAAAAAUAAUUUUUCAGCCUAUUCUCAACUAUGACACAGUGGUGCAAACAACUGGAGACUCGUGGCACAUACCAUAUGAUGAAGACCUGGUGGAAAGAUAUUCCUGUGAGGUGCCAAACAAAUGGCUUUGCCUUCACAGAAAGACAUAAAAACUCUCACCCCAUGUUAAGUAUGGUAGGGGUUUUCUUUCUGGUUGGCAUUAGAGCAUUACUUCUGUCCUAUUUGAUCUGGUCGGUUUGUAUGUCAAUAAAUUGACUUUAAAGUUGCAUUUUACCCCCUAACAUUUUUUGUUUGUUUGUUUUGGAGGCAUCUUCAAGUUGGGGA
Condylura cristata (star-nosed mole) is the source of this 2307-nucleotide messenger RNA. RefSeq names its product KIAA0391 ortholog (gene PRORP). Bases 378 to 2132 code for a protein of 584 amino acids. Gene Ontology annotation, cellular component: mitochondrial ribonuclease P complex; mitochondrion. The record is from RefSeq and is a predicted model, not a curated record. Gene Ontology annotation, biological process: mitochondrial tRNA 5'-end processing; tRNA 5'-leader removal. The transcript is spliced from 8 exons. Gene Ontology annotation, molecular function: protein binding; ribonuclease P activity. NCBI's taxonomy places the organism in Eukaryota, Metazoa, Chordata, Mammalia, Eulipotyphla, Talpidae.